AUGGAUUCCUCUGCUCAGCCUAAUGGAGAUGACAAUACCACUCAAACCCCGCCUGGGUCAAUCACCAGCCCUGUCCCCCACCAAGCUUCGGCCUCAGUGAGCGUUGCUGGUGGCAUGAACGAGAUGAAUCCGUCAACAAGUUCAAAUGAUCACUCUAUCGUCCCCCUCAUCAUCUGCUCUAUGCUGACUGAUGACACCCGGCCCCGGGUUCAUGAGCAGUCCAUCUGGACAGAGUACCAAAUUGGAGAAAACGACUGGGUCAUUCUCAAAAAUAGUCUUGCCACAAUCUAUCGGACACCUCGAUUCGACUACUUCUCCCAAACCCAUACAUUUGCUUACCAAAUUCUCUCUGAUGCUCACGAGCACUACCUAUUCGGCCUCUCCAUAGCCUUGCGAAACAAGCUAUUCCGUCUGGGCUCUUCCAGGAGGGAACACGCAUUUAUGCAUAACAUGCUUUUUUAUAACCGGGGCGGGGCGAAGCCACUAGACAGCAACAGUGGGAUGCACCAAAUGGACGGCUUUCUCAGAAAUGACGACUUACCCUCCUAUGGUGUCGGCGUGGAGAUUGCCUUUUCGCAGAAGCGUGCGAGGCUCCAAGAGCUGGCUGAGUUCCAUCUUCUGCAAAGUGAGCAAAGCGUACAAUGGCUGCUUGUGAUCGACUUCGACCAUCCCCGAUCCAAGAAGGUCAGUCUCCUUACGUGGAAGCUCUGCAAUUGUGAUGUUUCUGGCGCCAGAGAGCUGGAAGUUCACGAUCAAGUUAUUCGCGACGAGAACGGUGCCCUCAUCCCCGGUGACCCACUGGAAAUCUCCCUCUUGGAUAUUGCCCCGUAUCAUAUCGUCCCACCGUCUCUCCGCGAGAAGACCAUCGAGUUGUCUGUGGAAGAGAUUUUCAAGAUCGUGGAUGGCAAGGAAUCAUGA
Messenger RNA from Fonsecaea multimorphosa CBS 102226, 918 nucleotides. RefSeq lists its product as uncharacterized. NCBI's taxonomy places the organism in Eukaryota, Fungi, Ascomycota, Eurotiomycetes, Chaetothyriales, Herpotrichiellaceae. The record is from RefSeq and is a predicted model, not a curated record. The transcript has 3 exons. Bases 1 to 918 code for a protein of 305 amino acids.